Molecule: messenger RNA, 1200 nt
Organism: Ctenocephalides felis (cat flea)
Lineage: Eukaryota; Metazoa; Arthropoda; Insecta; Siphonaptera; Pulicidae
Product: zinc finger protein 888-like
Exons: 2
Coding region: 1-1200 (399 amino acids)
Biological process (GO): regulation of transcription by RNA polymerase II
Molecular function (GO): RNA polymerase II cis-regulatory region sequence-specific DNA binding; DNA-binding transcription factor activity
Source: RefSeq, a predicted model, not a curated record
AUGUCCGAAGAAACAAUUUCAAACCCAAUAAUUAAAAUUGAACCAAGGCAGUAUUCUCCAGUUAAACAAGAACUUGAUGAUUAUGACAUUACUCCAGAAACAUAUUUAGAAAACGAGCGAUUUUUAAAUUCUGAUGUCACUAUAGAUGAAGAAAUCAAGAAAGAAACAAUUGAUGAUCAAGAUGAAGCUCGUUUCGAUGAGAAUUCUUACACGGAAAAUGAAGAAAUAUGCCUACAGCGAUUUUUAAAAUCUGAAGUAACAAUUGACGAAGAGGUUAAGUGUGAACCGAUUGAUGAGCAUGUUGCAGACACCAAUAAAAACAAAAAUAUUGAUAAUGUCGGUGAGUCAAGUGAUUUAGUGGAUAAUAUAAAUGAAUGCAAUAAUUCAUUUAAAAAAGUUUUAGGAAAACGUAAAACUACCCUAAACUUGAAACAACCCUUGAAAUGUAAAAUUUGCAAUAAAAAUUUCUCAAGAAUUAGCACCUUACGACGACAUAAAAUGAUUCAUACAGGAGAACGUCCUUACAAAUGUGAAACUUGUAAUAAAGCAUUUACAACAAAUGGUAAUUUAAGUCAGCAUAAAAAGAUUCAUACGGAAGAACGUCCUUACAAAUGCCAAAUAUGUAAUAAAGGAUUUAGAGCAAAGCAAGAUUUAAAACUACAUGAAUUUGUCCACACUAAAGAAAGCAAUCAUAAAUGUGCAGUAUGUAAAAAAACAUUCGCAAGAAAAAAAAAAUUAAGAAUGCAUGAAAUGAUCCACACUGGAGAACGUCCUCAAAAGUGUCCAUUAUGCAAUAAAUCAUUCACAAGAAAAGAAAUAUUAAAGCAGCAUUUAAUGAUUCAUACUGGAGAACGACCACAUAAAUGCUUAAUAUGCUGUAAAGCAUUUGCAAGACAAAGCCAAUUAAAACAACAUUAUUUUGUCCAUACUAAAGAAAGUAAUCAUGAAUGUGCAGUAUGUAAAAAAACAUUCGCAAACAAACAAAAUUUAAGUCAGCAUGAAAUGAUCCACACUGGAGAACGUCCUCAAAAGUGUGCAUUAUGCAAUAAAUCAUUCACAAGAAAAGAAAUAUUAAAGCAGCAUUUAAUGAUUCAUACUGGAGAACGACCACAUAAAUGCAAGAUAUGCAAUAAAGCAUUCAGAUUAAAACAACAUUUAAAACAACAUGAAUUUGUCCACACGAGAGAAAGCAAUCAUUAA